This is a messenger RNA of Trichoplusia ni (cabbage looper), 1083 nucleotides long. RefSeq names its product venom allergen 5-like. Gene Ontology annotation, cellular component: extracellular region. NCBI's taxonomy places the organism in Eukaryota, Metazoa, Arthropoda, Insecta, Lepidoptera, Noctuidae. Bases 160 to 828 code for a protein of 222 amino acids. The transcript has 6 exons. The record is from RefSeq and is a predicted model, not a curated record.
AACUUAUCUCGUCAUUAAGAAAAUAAUUAUCAUUAAGGAAUCGGACGGAACCAAUUAAACCACAAGUGUGUAAUCGUUUUCUAGUAGUAUAAAAGACAUUUACCAGCACAUCGGCAUAUUAGUCACUUCACUGUCACUAGAAGUACUUUUAUUCAAGCCAUGGAGCUCAAAGUGAUCUUUCUUUUGACUUUCUUGACUAUUGCGCAAUGCCAAUUGAUACCGUUGUCAUGUGCUCAAAUUCGGGCCUUUGUCGAUGGUCACAAUUCGAGGAGGCUGCUGCUAGCCCAAGGCAGGGUACCGGGACAACCUGCGGCUAGUAAAAUGAAUAUAGUGCUUUGGGAUGAGGAACUACAUGUAAAGGCGGCUAAAUGGGCGCUAAGCAAUAAGAAUUUCCACAACCCGGAUAAACAUAUUCCAUCCGGCAGAUUUACCACUGGGGAAAAUUUGUAUUGGUACUAUACAACUGAUAGUAAAUACAAUCUGAAUCCGGACAUGGCAUUAGAGUCUUGGUUUGGUGAACAUGCUAACUUCACAUAUGGCCCACUUCAGGAAAGUGACUUCGAUAAUUCCAAAAACUAUCAGAUUGGCCAUUACACUCAGAUGGCAUGGUCUGACAGCAUCUACAUCGGCUGCGCUAUAUCGCAAACAAGAAAGAACAGAUGGAACAAUUUUUAUGUGGUCUGCAACUAUGGUCCAGGUGGUAACUACGUCAAUGAAACACCGUACGAGACUAGUGCUGACUCCAAUGGAAAAUUGUACUGCGGUACCAAAGACUGCAGCCAGCCUUAUGGACCUAAAUGUGAAAACGACCGAUACAAUAUAAUUUAAUAAAGAUUUUAUUCUUAAAUUAUUGUUUUGUCUUUUGGACAUAAGCGUUUCAUGAUGAUGAAAAUUAUAUUUGCUAAUGCCUAUCCAACUUCACUCUUCCUUUAAAAAUGACGCUAGGGUUAGUAGAUAUCUCGCCUUCUUCUUGUACGAUACAAAUCUUAAUUCAGUUUUUGUCAGUUCAGUCAUGUCACGUAAAGAUUUGUGUUGAGAUGAAACGUACCGAACCAUGCUUAAAACGUGCUAGAAAAUAGUGUU